CAUGGCCGUGAAGCUGAUCGAAACCGCUACUAUUGCAAACAAAAGAUAUGCUCCUGUAGGUAAAUGCUUGGAAAAUUAUUGUCAAGGUCCAAUUCUUAUGUCAGUUGAUAAUGAUGAUGAAGUUUUAAUGAUGCAUAAGUCAUCAUUCUUUUCAAGAAUAACUCUUCAAGAAGUUUGUUCUAGGAUGGGCUUUGAUAAAUUAAGGGUUGAAGCUUUCAAUUGUGACGAGUAUUACAGUGAUUUUCAGCAUAAAAAAGCAUUUUAUUGUAAAAUCUUAUGGGGUAGAAUAGAUUGCAAUGAUUAUAUAGUAAAUCUAAAGUAUCGUCUAAAAAAUGGAAAUUUAAUAUUGGAAAAGCAAAAUUUUUCAUCCAAUCACGAGCAUUUUACCGGCUCGUUUCAAAUAUUAUAUGCAAAAGAAUGGUACUUGGUUUCCAGUCUCUUUCAAACCGAACAUCAAAUUAUUCUAAUAUGCAAACAUUUCGGCUUUAAAUAUGGAGUUGUCGAAGAUUUUUUCCCUGAUGAUGGCUACGCUUUACUAGCUUUAGAAUGUUCUAAUAAGAAUGUAGAUAUCUCGCAGUGUUCAAUUCGUUUCUUUAAGGAGUCGAACUUAAAUUCGUUAGUUGUAAAAGGAUUAAAAAUAACUUGCUUUCGAGAAAUAUCAGGAGGAGGGUGUAAGGGAUUGUUCGGAAAAGAAAGAAUCUACUAUGCUUACAGGACGAGUUGUUAUUAUGUUUUAAAAUUGAAACAAUCCAUUACCCAUAUUCAAGCAAAUGACAAAUGUAAAGCAAUAAAUACAACAUUGCUUGGUAUUAGCACACAAGACGAAGCAAGAUUUAUAGAUUAUAUGUUAAAAUCAAGUAGAAUCAAAUAUAAUCAGACUAAUUUAGGAAAUAUUAGAGAAAAUUUUGAAAUUCCUUUAGGACUGGUAAAUAAAAAGAGCUACCGUCAAAAGGAUUAUGAAUUAAAUACUGAUAUGAUUCCAUUGAAUGUCAUAGGUAUGUGGAUGGCUUACGAGAGCAUAGAUGAAGGUAUAUUCAUUACAAGUGUCAUUUUCACCACAGAUUUUCCUUCUUGCACUGGAGAUACCAGUUUUAGAUGCAAUAAUGGAAAAUGCCUACCUAAGUCAAGUCAAUGCGAUAAUACAGCCGAUUGCCUGGACGGAGCCGACGAACACAACUGUAGAAAGCCUUUUACGGAUCGCAUAUCAGCUCGUGUUGACAGUAAAUCCUACUGUAAAUAUGGGAAGCAAAUACGAUUACAUGAAUUUUGUGAUAAAAAAUACGAUUGCGCAGAUAAAACUGAUGAAACGAAAGAUGAAUGUUCAAGUUGA
Molecule: messenger RNA, 1330 nt
Organism: Dimorphilus gyrociliatus
Lineage: Eukaryota; Metazoa; Annelida; Polychaeta; Dinophilidae
Source: the annotation of a GenBank genome assembly